GCAGCCUAGCUAUAUAUAGAUAUGCACUCACUCCAUUUUGUGCCUGCAACAAAACAAAUCCCAACUGGCUUACCUACAAUGGAGUUUUCAAGAAGUCCCAGAAGAACUCAAGUCAUUGAGAUGGUUUCAGCAUUUGUUCUGCUGAUUUUACUGAGCAUUAGCAGUGUUGAUGGCCAGAAAGCUUGUGUUCCAGAAAACUUCGAGUACAUGGCUAUAAGUUGCAGAGCUCACAGCGCGUUGCUGACGGAUUUUGGAGGAGUAGGUGAUGGAAUAACAUCGAACACAGAGGCGUUUAAGGCAGCAAUAAAUCAUCUUAGCCAGUUUGAAUCAGAUGGUGGCUCGCAGCUCAUUGUCCCAGCCGGAAGAUGGUUGACAGGGAGCUUCAAUGUCACCAGCCAUUUCACACUUUUUCUCCAUAAAGAUGCUGUUCUUCUUGCUUCUCAGGAUGUGAAUGAGUGGACUGUGAUUGAACCCCUGCCAUCCUAUGGCCGUGGAAGGGAUACAGCCGGUGGACGGUAUAUCAGUCUUAUAUUUGGAACCAACCUCACUGACGUAGUAAUAACAGGGGGAAAUGGCACUAUUGAUGGUCAGGGAGAUCUCUGGUGGGGAAAGUUCCACAAGGGAGAGCUAAAUUACACCCGUCCUUACCUGAUAGAAAUCAUGUACUCGGAAAAUAUCCAGAUAUCUAAUCUCACUUUGGUUAAUUCUCCGUCAUGGAAUGUGCAUCCUGUUUACAGCAGAAAUGUUGUUGUUCAAGGCAUUACAAUUCUAGCACCAGUCACAUCUCCAAACACUGAUGGGAUUAAUCCAGACUCUUGCUUGAAUACUCGGAUUGAGGACUGCUACAUUGUCUCUGGAGACGAUUGUGUAGCCGUUAAAAGUGGUUGGGAUGAAUAUGGUAUUGCUUUUGGGAUGCCAACCAAACAGCUUGUAAUUAGACGGCUCACGUGCAUUUCUCCAUUUAGCGCAGUGAUUGCUCUUGGCAGUGAAAUGUCUGGUGGGAUCGAAGAUGUUAGGGCCGAGGACAUUGUAGCCAUCAAUACAGAAUCAGGAGUUAGGAUCAAAACAGCAGUAGGAAGGGGAGGGUAUGUGAAGGACAUUUACUUGAGAGGGAUGACCAUGGAAACCAUGAAAUGGGCUUUUUGGAUGACAGGAAAUUAUGGCUCCCAUGCUGAUAACAACUAUGAUCCAAACGCAAUUCCAGUGAUCCAGAAUAUCAAUUACCGCGACGUGGUUGCUAAGAAUGUGACAAUGGCAGCUAGGUUGGAGGGAAUUUCCGGGGAUCCAUUCACCGGGAUUUGCCUAUCUAAUGUCACAAUUGAAUUGGCAAAGAUGUCGAAAAAAGCUCCGUGGACUUGCACUGAUAUUGCAGGGAUUUCGAGUGGUGUGAUUCCUCAGCCAUGUGACCUGUUGCCAGACCAAGGACCAGAGAAGAUUGCAGCAUGUAAUUUUCCAACAGACAGCCUGCCAAUUGAUCAGCUUGAAGUUCAGACGUGUUCUUCUGGAAAAUACUUAUGAGGCAGAAACUAUAUGUACUCAUCAACAUCACUUUUAAUUGUUUCCUUGAGAAGCAAUAUUUGAAUUUAUAUGAAUAGCCUUUUUAAUGAAUGAUUAUCUUUCCUGGUUUAAGACAA
Molecule: messenger RNA, 1634 nt
Organism: Cornus florida
Lineage: Eukaryota; Viridiplantae; Streptophyta; Magnoliopsida; Cornales; Cornaceae
Product: probable polygalacturonase
Exons: 6
Coding region: 22-1518 (498 amino acids)
Biological process (GO): carbohydrate metabolic process
Molecular function (GO): polygalacturonase activity
Source: RefSeq, a predicted model, not a curated record